CAUUCGAAAUUUCGAUAAGACAUUAAUAAUUAAACAGUGCUCUAGAGUUUGUGUUUCGACAGUUUCGGUGCACAUGUUUACAUUCCAGAGCCACAUUCAUGCAAUAUUCGGAAUUUUGUACAGUAAAUAAAUAAAUAAAUUUAAAAAAAAAUAUUAACACGUAUUUGUUUUGACCAUUUUGACUACCAGUGUGCAGUCUUUAAUCGAUUGUGGUCAAGUAUUAAUGAAACUAAAGGGCCAAAUGCACCAAAUUUAAAUACAAACUUUAAUGUUAGUAGUGUCGCUAUCGUAAACUAUUAAUAGUGAAUCAGUAAAAAGAAAUUGACACCUGUCAACAUUCGGGUGGUGUGGUGCUGAUAAUCUCGGAAUUCCCGUAUUUGUAUUAUAGCUUAUAUGCUUAACAAAGCCGUGACAGGUCAUUGGGUGUUUUUUUAUAUAAAUGUAAAAUAAGUGCCUUAGCAGCAAAUGUACACCAAGUUGUGGGCUACUUUAACAGUUUAGGACAGCAGCGGUACUACUACAACAAGCAAUCCUGAGAGCUGUUCCCACAAUUGUCAUUACAAUAACGGGGGAAGGAGUAUCAGCGUUAGUAGCAGCAAUAACCACAACCAACUUUCAUCCCGCUCUCCGUCGUCGGCGGCAACGGGUGGCGUAAAGCCCCCGAUGGCCACUCAACACCAGACCAGCUUUCGCGGCCAGUGGGGUGGUCAUCCCGCUACAGGGUCUUAUUACCAACGUUACCCACCUGCUGCGCAAGCCCAACUUAACAUAUAUUCACCCGCUGUCGCCGCAGCUACCUCAAACGCCAACUACAACACUCCCUCAAAUACCAAUUCUAGUUACGGAAAUCAUCGAGUGCCAACAGCAGCAUCACCAAGUAACACGAGUAGUUCUAGUAGUCACGCAGGCAGUCAGAGUGGCACCGCUUCUACCUCUUUGGGCAACAACAUGCCAUCUCAAACCCAAAACAGUUCAUCCCACUCAAAUUCACACUCCAGUUUACCCUCAUCGGCCAGUGGUAGCGGCGGUGGCGAACAACUAUCUAAGACCAAUCUUUAUAUCCGUGGCCUCACUCCCUCCACCACAGAUAAGGACCUUGUUAAUUUAUGCUCCCAAUUUGGUACAAUUAUUUCGACUAAAGCCAUUUUAGACAAAAAUACCAAUAAAUGUAAAGGAUAUGGCUUUGUUGAUUUCGACUCGCCAGCAGCGGCGGAGGGUGCAGUGAAAGCACUGGUUGCCAAAAACAUUCAGGCUCAGAUGGCCAAAGUGGGUAUUUGGUUUACCCGUAGACAGCACACUGUACGUUUGCAUCAACAAGAGCAAGAUCCCACCAAUCUGUACAUAGCCAACUUACCAACAAAUUUCAAGGAGACCGAUUUGGAGUCAAUGUUAUCGAAAUAUGGACAAGUUAUAUCGACAAGGAUUUUACGUGAUGGCUCAGGCACGUCGAAAGGCGUUGGCUUUGCCAGGAUGGAAUCUAAAGAGAAGUGUGAACAAAUAAUUCAAACCUUUAACGGUCAUGUGAUCCAAGGUUGCAAAGAACCUUUGCUGGUGAAGUUUGCAGAUGGCGGCAACAAGAAAAAGAAUCAGUACAAGAACAAUGAAAACGCGAGGAUCUGGAGGGAUGGGUCUGACGCAAUUCAGCAAGUUGCCUAUGAUCCUAACGCCCUUGCACAGAACGGAGUUACUGCACAGCACAUGAUGCCUGCAGCCGCAAUUUCUAAUUACGGAAGGCAUUACGGUCAGGUGUCGGCCUAUGCCAUGCCAAGUGCACCCUGGGUUCCACAGUAUGUUAUGUCUGCACCUCCUCUUCAGACAGUAGAGGAUGGAUACAAUUUAGCUGCGGCAAGUCAUCUUAGCGCUGCUUAUAAGGGUGACGGUCAACCUCCCAGGGGCAUGUCGGUUAUGUUAUCGUCUCCCGAACCUGCAUAUAAUCACAUGAUUCCUCAGUUAACAACCCAAAUGGGGACUAUGCACAUCGGUACAGGAUCUUACAUUUCACCUCCGUAUCAGUACUAUCCUCAAAUAAUCCAGGCCAUGCCUGUUGCCGAAUCUGAACACACUUCGAACGCGGCUAGUCCUGAAGAACCUUAUCAGACCUACCCCGCUCCUAAGUAGUAGGCCCUUUAUAAAAGAAAAUAUAUGUGCACCACAUAUAUAGGUUUGCUAAUAACGGAAUCUAGAAAACCCAAAAAAAAACGUACAUCAAUUCCAUGAUACUUGCGUAAACGUCCGUAAAAAAAAGAAUUGUUUAAUUGAAAUUAUGUACUGCUAAAUUUAAUUUGAUCUCCUCCUUUUAUAUAUGUAUAUAUAUAAAAUUAUGUCUGCCAAAAAAUCUUUUCGUUUAUUGCAUUAUAACACGCCCGUCUUUUUAUGGAUUAAUUAUAGAAACACGAAUCCAUCGGAAUUUUCUGUUUGAUGUUUAGUAAAAUUUAAUAUCGUUGUUAUACAGUUGUAGUUAAACUUAUUAUAUUAUAUACUUAUUUAUUUUUAGAAGAUGUAAUGGCAUAUCUAAUGUUUCUUUAAUUGUUUCGGCUCACUUUUGGGUUUUCAAUUUUCUGUUCCUACCUUAAAUAGUUAUCUAACUAAUAAGUUAAUUGAGCGAACACUUUCUUUCACUGUAACUUUUUUGUCUGGUGCCUAUUCUUUUUUUUUGUUUUUGUUUAAUUCGCUAUUACAUAUGUUGUUUUAAGUAUGUGUAAAACUCGACUGACAAUUUUUCGCGCUGUAUAAAAGGAACGAGUCUGCGUUUACAUAUAAAUUUACGUUAGUCGAGUGAGACACGUGUCUAGUCGCACGACGCAUACAUAUAUGUAUGUGUGUAUAUGUAUAUAUUCUUUUUCUGAUCGAUUGAUUCAUGUUUGUUCUUUGAUUAAUUUUACAAGUUCGUUAUGUUGUUAUUUUUUUCCACAACGGUGUUAAUUGUAAUAUACGACGAACUGUCUAUAUCCUUUGAUGAGGGUAGCAAAUUUUCGUUUUUUAAACGGUUUUUCCUAGUUUUAGUCUUGUUCAGAAGUAAAUAGCGAAAAAGUGCCAGUACGAAAACGUGUCAGUGAAAACGUCGGACUAUUACGAUCUUCCGUAGCCCGAAUGUGGCGCGUAGUUUAGAGUAAUAAAAGAAUUAGUCGUUUUAUUUUUCGAUGAUAGUCUUACAACAAUAGUUAAGCGUGUAGGUAUUUGAAAAAUUCUUCGUGCUCAGACAGACUGUUGACAGUAAUUGUAACGAAUAAAAAUCAAAAGAACGCAUCGUCAUAUUGUUAAUCGUGACUUCCAUUGAACUUCUUGUUAUUAAAUUACCUUCGUUGUCUCAUGUCGAUAACACGUCGUAGCAUUAUUACUUAUUACGAUUAGUUAACUUUGUUAAUAUUUGUUUUACCUUGUGAUAAACAGUGCUGUCACAUAUGUAUUUUAUUUUCUGUAAUGAUGGUUUGCAAAUCGUGGCGGUCUCCUAUACAAAUCUGAUUUUUUAUUUUAUAGUUUAUUUAUUAUAUAAAAAAGAGAAUAGAAAAAGAAUUAAAAACGUGUUACAGUCGCCGUCACGCUUCGCCAUUUUGGUCUACCUUUUAUUACUUUUCUUCCUUAAUUAGCCACUAUUAGCUACUCGCAUUCUUGCUUGUUUGUUUUUACCGUCAUUGUGAUUGCAGCAUUUUAUUGUAAUUAUUUAUUUAUUAUCCUGUCAAACGAAUAAUAUUGACUAAAUAAAUCGCGUUGUAAGUGUUACGGACAUUCCAUGAGUUAAUAGUAAAAUUGAAAGCCGUUAAUGAGGUUUUUAAGUACCAAGAUUUUUGAUAAUAGAAAUAAGCCGUAAAAAAAUCGCGUGCGUUGACGAAGACACCGCAUUAUUUAUUUUGUAUUUAUAUUUAUGUAAUUUUGUGCAAUUUAUUAGAUUCUUAUUGUUUUUUUAAAGUUUAUUUCUCCGUUUUUUUUUCUGAGGUGCCUUCGUGAGAAAGUAUUCACUAAAUGUUGCGCCGUUUCUAGAUCGUCAAAUUAUUUAAGAUAUAAAAAGAUUAUUCGAAAAGUUCCUUCGCAAUUGACUAACUUUACAGAUAUGAAAUACCGACUGAAUUUGCUGUUUUAAGAAUGGUUGGUCUAUCUUUCGUUAAUUCAUUGAAUUUCGUUUUUAAUUUUGUUGAUAAUUUAAUUAUCGACAAAUUAUCCUUUGAGAUCGUAUGUUAUUUGUGUGCCCUGGUCAGAAAUUCUCGUUUCUAAAAUGUUUUUCCGGUUUCCAAAAAAAAUAAGGAGUAUUUCGAAUGUGGAUGCGUGUCAUGUAAAUUUUGUUAUUUUACGGUAACAUAUACAGAAAAAAGGAAACAGGAAAACGAUACUGUAGAUAGAAACAUUUUAAUAUUGUUUAUUAAAAUGUUAUGUUAAUAGUUACUGAAAGCAAAUAUAAGUUCUCCAAGUUUAUCUGUGUAGCUUACGAUAAUAGCUUAUGCUAGUUAUUUGAGUUAUUGUAAUUAAAAAAAAAAAAAAAAGGGUUACUAUAACAU
Messenger RNA from Agrilus planipennis (emerald ash borer), 4490 nucleotides. RefSeq names its product protein alan shepard. Bases 664 to 2118 code for a protein of 484 amino acids. Gene Ontology annotation, molecular function: poly(U) RNA binding; mRNA 3'-UTR binding; poly(A) binding. The transcript has 8 exons. Gene Ontology annotation, cellular component: cytosol; ribonucleoprotein complex; nucleus. The record is from RefSeq and is a predicted model, not a curated record. Lineage: Eukaryota; Metazoa; Arthropoda; Insecta; Coleoptera; Buprestidae.